This is a messenger RNA of Sitophilus oryzae (rice weevil), 4243 nucleotides long. It is a transcript of the gene Cand1, whose product is annotated as cullin-associated NEDD8-dissociated protein 1. The transcript is spliced from 16 exons. Gene Ontology annotation, cellular component: nucleus. Gene Ontology annotation, biological process: SCF complex assembly; protein ubiquitination. NCBI's taxonomy places the organism in Eukaryota, Metazoa, Arthropoda, Insecta, Coleoptera, Curculionidae. The record is from RefSeq and is a predicted model, not a curated record. The coding region runs from base 296 to 4003 and encodes 1235 amino acids.
CUGAUUUGAAGUUGAUUUUGCACACAAUUUUGCAUUACGAAUCCGGAAAAAAAGUUUAUACGUAUUAUUUCUUUUAAACUUUAUAUUAUAUUUAUAUUUUUCAACUUUAUUUCGUUAUAAUUAUGCAUGGAUUAUGUUUUAAGUGUAUAUACUUAUGCAUUAACAUGAUAGUAUAUUAAAAAAAUAAUAUAACCUAUAAAAUUGUAUACCCAAUACAUUUAAAAUAGAAAUAAAAAAACAAUUUCUGUGAUUUAUUUUGUUGAUAUUAUAGAAGGAAGAGGUAAAGUCUAAAAUCAUGGCUAGUGUUUCUUAUCAAAUAGCAAAUCUGUUGGAAAAGAUGCAAUCGUCAGAUAAAGAUUUUCGAUUUAUGGCAACUAACGACCUCAUGACUGAGCUGCAGAAAGAUAGCAUUAAGCUCGACGAUGAUUCUGAACGUAAAGUUGUUAGAAUGUUGUUAAAGUUACUUGAGGAUAAGAAUGGAGAAGUUCAGAAUUUAGCUGUGAAAUGUUUGGGUCCUCUAGUAAACAAAGUCAAAGAAUAUCAGGUUGAUACAAUUGUGGAGGCCCUGUGUACGAACAUGGUAUCUGAAAAAGAGCAAUUGCGUGAUAUUUCAAGUAUCGGUUUGAAAACGGUCAUUGCCGAACUGCCUCAAUCGUUGGGAGGAAUGUCCGGUGCCAUUUGUAAGAGAAUAACUGGACGCCUGACUAAAGCAAUAGAAAGACAAGAGGAUGUUUCGGUUCAACUAGAAGCUCUAGAUAUAAUAGCGGAUUUAUUGUUACGUUUUGGUCCGUUAUUGCAGUCAUUUCAUAUGUCUAUUUUGUGCGCUUUGCUACCUCAGUUAGAAUCUCAAAGACAAGCAGUUAGGAAACGCACUAUUGGAGCACUGAGCAACUCUGUACUAUCAUGUAACAACACCUUAUAUAACCAAUUAAUUAAUCAUCUAAGUGAUGGGCUGAAAGUAAACAAAGUGAAUUCUCAAACUCGUACUUAUAUUCAAUGUGUUGCUGCGGUAUGCCGUCAAUCUGGUCAUAAAUUUGGAGAGCACAUUGACAAAUUCGUGCCCAUUAUUUUAGAACGUUGUGAAAUCGAUGAUGAAGAAUUAAGAGAAUUUUGUCUUCAAGCUUUUGAAAGUUUUAUUAACAGAUGCCCUAAAGAAAUUACACCCGAUAUUCCGAAGAUAACAGAAUUGUGUUUGAAGUAUAUGACUUAUGAUCCAAACUAUAAUUAUGAUGAAGAUGAGGGAACUGAAUGUAUUGAAGCGGAAGAGGAAGAUGAUGACGAGGAAAAUGACGAGUAUAGUGACGACGAUGAUAUGAGCUGGAAAGUGCGUAGAUCAGCAGCAAAAUGUUUGGAAGCUAUUAUAAUAACUCGACAUGAACUACUCGCAGAAUUUUAUAAAGUUCUUUCACCAGCAUUGAUCACUAGAUUUAAAGAGCGUGAAGAAAACGUGAAGUCUGAUAUAUUUCAUGCAUAUAUAGCCUUGUUGAAGCAAACCAAGGCUACAGUUAAUGUAAAUAUUGACCCAAACGCCAUGGUAAUGGAUGAUGAGGAAGAGACCCCUAUGAGCCUUCUGCAAGGACAAAUUCCCUUGCUGGUUAAAGGAAUUCAACCGCAGAUGAAGGAGAAAAGCAUGAAAACAAGGCAAGACUGCUUCCAACUUUUAAAGGAAGUUUGCAAUGUGCUACCUGGUGCAUUAAGUUCUCAUAUUGGCGACCUCAUCCCAGGAAUUCUCUAUUCACUAAGUGAAAAGAACGCAAGCAGUAAUAUGAAGAUUGAUUCUUUAUCUUUCAUUUACUGUCUUCUGACCACUCAUCCUCCAACUGUAUUUCAUCCAUAUAUCGAUAUUCUUUUACAACCAGUUGUUGCAGCUGUGGGUGACAAUUUUUAUAAAAUCACUGCAGAGGCUUUGGGUGUUCUACAGGAAUUAGUUAAAGUUAUCAGACCUAUGCAGGGCUAUACUGGUUUUGAUUUUACUCCAUUCACUAAAGAUAUAUACGCGUGCACUUUGGUAAGGUUGAAAACUUCAGACAUUGACCAGGAAGUUAAAGAAAAAGCGAUUUCGACCAUGGGGCAGGUUAUUUGUAAUUUAGGCGACCAACUAAAAGGAGAACUGCCCUACUGUUUGCCAUUGUUCUUGGACAGACUUAAGAAUGAAAUCACUCGUCUGACGACUGUAAAAGCUUUGAAGAAAAUCGCCGGGUCGCCGCUUGGCAUCGAUUUGCCCAUUCUUCCUGAAGCAAUGCCCAUUUUAGGUUUAUUUUUAAGAAAAAACCAAAGAGCUCUAAAACUGAGCACUCUACAGUUAAUUGACUGCCUCAUUCAAAACUAUCAUAAGAAAUUGAACGUUCAGCUUCUACAACCGAUUAUCACUGAAGUUCCCCCGCUCCUGGACGAAUCGGACUUACAUAUCGCCCAGUGGACUUUAAUUAUUUUAAAGUCGAUCGCCCUACAUCAUCCAAAAGCUUUACAAGAUGUCAACAGCGGAAUCAUGCCACAAGUUUUAAUUUUGGUCAAGAGUCCAUUAUUACAAGGAACUGCCUUACAAGCUAUGCUUGAUUUCUUCAAAUCUCUAGUCAAAUGCAACCUGCCCGGAUUGUCAUAUGAUCAUUUAUUAAGACUGCUUCUCACACCAAUAACAAACUUAACCACCAACCAAUCCGCCACCUUACACAAACAAGCGUUCUAUUCUCUUGCCAAAUGUUUGGCAGCCAUCACGGUGGUCUGUCAAUCACACGCUCUUCCCGUUGUUCAUCAAUUUAUCAACGAAAUCCAGAAUGUUAAUUCUGACUCAGAACAAAUAUUUGCCUUGCUAGUGGUUGGUGAAAUUGGCAGAGAUAUUGACUUGACUUCAGUACCUAAUCUAAAGCAAGUUAUAUUAAACUCAUUUUCGGCAGUUUCGGAAGAAGUUAAGUCAGCUGCCAGUUAUGCUUUAGGUAGUAUUUGUAUUGGUAAUUUGCAACAGUAUUUGCCAUUUAUUUUAAAAGAAAGCCAGGAACAACCUAGGAGGCAGUACUUACUCCUCCAUUCAGUCAAAGAGGUUAUAACUUGUUUAUCUCAAACUAAUGAAGGUAUACAACAGCUUCUGCCAUUUGUCCCUGACAUAUGGGCACAGCUAUAUUGCCACUGUGAAUGUCUAGAAGAAGGAACAAGAAAUGUAGUCGCAGAAUGUCUUGGAAAGCUCACUCUAAUAGAUCCAGCCAAUUUACUUCCUAAACUGAAGAGGUCAUUGAAUUCGCCAUCGCCUCUAAUGAGAACUACUGUGGUUACAGCUGUUAAAUUUACAAUAUCUGAUCAGCCUACACCAAUAGAUCCUCUCCUAAGGCAGUGCAUUGGUGAGUUCCUCAACACUUUGCAAGACCCGGACUUAAAUGUAAGGAGAGUGGCUUUGGUAGCUUUUAAUUCAGCUGCUCAUAAUAAACCAUCAUUGAUCAGAGAUUUGUUGGAUGUUAUUUUGCCUCAGCUGUAUAAUGAAACCAAUAUUAAGAGAGAUCUCAUACGCGAAGUUGAGAUGGGUCCUUUCAAACACACGGUCGAUGACGGUUUAGACAUCAGAAAAGCAGCGUUUGAAUGCAUGUACACACUACUGGAUUCGUGUUUAGACAAAAUCGAUAUAUUCGACUUCAUAAAUCACGUCGAAUCUGGAUUAAAAGAUCAUUAUGAUAUAAAAAUGCUUACUUACCUCAUGGUAGCUAGAUUAGCUCAAAUAUGUCCAGGAUUCGUUUUACAACGAUUAGAUAGACUUAUAGAACCUUUAAGAGCAACUUUGACAUUAAAAGUCAAAGCAAAUUCUGUCAAACAAGAAUAUGAGAAGCAAGACGAACUUAAGCGUUCGGCAAUGCGUGCAGUUGCUGCACUCUUGAGCAUCCCAGAUGCAGAUAAAAAUCCACAUUUAAACGAGUUCGUCAACCAAAUUAAAAACUCGUCAGACCUGCAGCCGAUUUUUGAGUCAAUUCAAAAAGAUUCGUCAACCACGCAUACCGAUUUCCUCAUGGAUCAAAGUUGAGCCUUAGAUAAUUUCAAAGCAACAUUUGUUUUUAAUCUCCGCAUAUUCUUUUCAGUGUUCUUUUCAUAGAGAUUUUGAAAUAAUUUAUUAGGGUAACUUUAGAUUUCUUUAAGUUCUAGAUUUAAUACAAAUGUAUUUUUAUUUGUGAUCGUUUUAAUUUGAAAAUAAUGCCAUGUUUUAUAUGUUAAUUUUGAAAAUUAAAACUUUUGUUUAAUAAAUCUCUUAAUAAAUAAUUAAAAC